GUCCAUGAUCUUAAACAUAGCAGAGAACUUCUCGUUCAUCAUUGUCUGGUUAUUUUGUGCUUUGGUUUGUCAGUAUGCACUCAUUACUACCAAGGAUAUUCGCUUGUAGCUCUACUUGUUGAGGUCAACAGCAUAUUCCUACAUCUGCGUCAGAUGAUGCUACUUUAUGGUAUUCAAAAAACAUCUGACUUAUACCGGUAUAAUGGAAUUUUGAAUAUAGUUACUUUUGUUAUCUUCCGAGUGUUCACCAUGGGUUGGAUGUUCCAGUGGCUUUUGUCCCAUAGAGCUGAGCUAACUACAACUGUUUUUGGUUUGGGUGUUUUUUCUUUGCUUGUCAUAAUGGGAAUGAAUUUCCAGCUUCUGUUUCGUGUUUGGAAAAGUGACUAUAAAAAGAGGCCUGUAACUGGAAAGAGUAGUGAUAAUCAGUCCUUGAAGUAUUCAGAAAAAUUAGUUAAUGGUGAAGCUGUAGGCUCCUACACUCAUGUUGAUCCCUCUUAUGCUUUGAAUGGUAAAGCCUUCAUACCAAAGCCUGAUGGAGACUCGCCAACUCCAAGUAGUAAAAUAGUUAAGAACGAUUAGCUAAUCCUGCAAUUCUUUUUUCUAAAAAUUUGUUAGUUGAGGUUGUGAUUUAAUCCUGUCAUGAUAGGACCACAAUUUUUUGUAGACAUUCCCCAUAUUUUACAAUCUGUCUGUGACAUUUUAAAAUUUUAGUCUUAAGUUAAACUAUUUGUGCUAGUCUGUGCAAUUACCUGAAUUGAUGUAUUGUUACAAAUCGUCUUAGUACCUUUAUUUUUCUACAAUUUUGCUUCGGAAAAUGCUUAUAAACAUUUUUGUUGUCUUAUUUGUAAAAAUUCACAUGUAUAGGAGGAACAAAGGACCUAACUGAUUUGUCCAUUCCUGUUGUUUCCUCCUGAUACCGCCAGUGCAAGGUGUCCAUGUUAAGUAGUCUGUGAUGGCUACAGGUACAUAACAUUUUUUUAUUUUUUAUAAGUAUUUUUGGUCACUAAAAUAUCAAUGCAUAAUAUUGCUGUAGCUAAUGUAAGGAGGAUGCCAUUAAUGCCAUGCUGAUGUGUGUUUAAUGCAGAGGUAUGCUUGGGUUUAUUGCCAUGACAUUUUGUCAUAAUUACACAUUUUGCUCACAUUCAUAAUUUAAUUAACGUUAAAUCAAGGAUUUUGUGACCAAAUGGUUGAGUGACCCUGUUAACGAGAUAACUUGUUUCCCAGGGUCUUUAAGUUUAAGACCCUCCUUAGGUACCCUCUACCCUCGCUACUCACUUAGGACGUAACAUUUUUUAUGUAUUCCAACAAAACAAUUAGCUAACAUCGUUUAUGUGUUCAACAAUCUAAUCAUUUUAUUAAGACACUAUAUUUUUUAUUAUGAAUUUUCAUAAUGUGUCCACCCUACUAAUGUUGAUAAGUGGCCUAUUAAAUCUUUAUCAUUGUUUCGAA
This is a messenger RNA of Frankliniella occidentalis (western flower thrips), 1449 nucleotides long. RefSeq names its product TLC domain-containing protein 2. Gene Ontology annotation, biological process: plasma membrane organization; phospholipid homeostasis; regulation of membrane lipid distribution. Lineage: Eukaryota; Metazoa; Arthropoda; Insecta; Thysanoptera; Thripidae. Gene Ontology annotation, cellular component: plasma membrane. The record is from RefSeq and is a predicted model, not a curated record.